Epinephelus moara (kelp grouper) is the source of this 1395-nucleotide messenger RNA. RefSeq names its product Obg-like ATPase 1 (gene ola1). NCBI's taxonomy places the organism in Eukaryota, Metazoa, Chordata, Actinopteri, Perciformes, Serranidae. Gene Ontology annotation, cellular component: cytoplasm. Bases 143 to 1339 code for a protein of 398 amino acids. Gene Ontology annotation, molecular function: ATP hydrolysis activity; GTP binding; ATP binding. The record is from RefSeq and is a predicted model, not a curated record. The transcript is spliced from 11 exons.
GCGGGGGAGCGAGCCAGUUGAAGUGCAGUCGACUGGUUACAUUUUGAGGACUUAGCUUAGCACAUUUUCUGUCAAUGAAUGUGGUGUUUUCUCUGAGUUGGUGAGCUGUUGUGGAAGUCAGCGAGGAAAUUAACUGUGGGAAAUGGCUCCAAAGAAGGGAAAGGGAGGUGAUGCACCAAAGCCGCCACCACUGAUUGGAAGGUUUGGCACUUCAUUGAAAAUAGGAAUUGUUGGCCUGCCCAAUGUUGGGAAGUCAACCUUUUUCAACGUGUUGACAAAGAGUCAGGCUGCAGCUGAAAAUUUCCCCUUCUGCACCAUUGACCCAAAUGAAAGCAGAGUGCCCAUUCCAGAUGAACGCUAUGAUUUCCUCUGCCAAUUCCACAAACCUCCCAGCAAAAUCCCAGCAUUCCUUAAUGUUGUCGACAUUGCUGGCCUGGUGAAAGGUGCUCAUGCUGGCCAAGGCCUGGGAAAUGCCUUCCUGUCCCAUAUCAGCGCCUGUGAUGGCAUCUUCCACAUGACACGUGCUUUUGAGGAUGAGGAUAUCAUCCAUGUUGAGGGGACAGUGGACCCAGUGAGGGAUAUGGAGAUCAUCCACGAGGAGCUGAGGCUGAAGGAUGAGGAGAUGAUCGGCCCUAUUAUUGACAAGCUGGAGAAGACAGCCAUUAGAGGCGGUGACAAGAAACUCAAACCAGAAUACGACGUUAUGUGCAAAAUCAAGAGCUGGGUAAUGGAUGAAAAGAAACACAUCCGCUACUAUCAGGAUUGGAACGACAAGGAGAUCGAAGUGUUGAACAAAUACUUGUUUUUGACAUCCAAACCAAUGAUUUACCUCGUUAACCUCUCUGAGAAAGACUACAUCAGGAGAAAGAACAAAUGGUUGGUGAAAAUCAAGGAGUGGGUGGACAGUCAUGACCCUGGAGCCUUGGUCAUCCCCUUCAGCGGCGGCCUGGAGAGCCUGCUACAGGACAAGAGCGAAGAGGAGAGGCAGCAGCACUGCACAGAGCACAAGACGCAGAGUGCCCUGAGCAAGAUCAUCAAGGCAGGCUACGCAGCCCUGCAACUGGAGUACUUCUUCACUGCUGGACCAGACGAGGUCCGUGCAUGGACCAUUCGGAAAGGAACUAAGGCUCCACAGGCUGCGGGGAAGAUCCACACAGACUUUGAGAAGGGCUUCAUUAUGGCGGAAGUAAUGAAAUUCCAGGAUUUUAAAGAGGAAGGCAGUGAGAGCGCUGUCAAGGCUGCAGGAAAAUACAGACAGCAAGGAAGAAACUAUGUCGUUGAAGAUGGAGACAUCAUCUUUUUCAAGUUUAAUGCACCAAACGCACCAAAGAAAAAGUGACACAAGAACAAUCUGUUUGUUUACAUAACUGACUGUGCUUGUUAGUGCCCCCCCCC